Messenger RNA from Xenopus tropicalis (tropical clawed frog), 620 nucleotides. Its product is annotated as protein spinster homolog 1-like. Gene Ontology annotation, cellular component: membrane. NCBI's taxonomy places the organism in Eukaryota, Metazoa, Chordata, Amphibia, Anura, Pipidae. The record is from RefSeq and is a predicted model, not a curated record. The coding region runs from base 225 to 620 and encodes 131 amino acids. The transcript is spliced from 4 exons.
UAUAUCAAAAAAUCCUUUCUAUUUAUCAUUUUAUAUAUGGAAAAAUCUAUAACUUCAGCUAUUAUAUUAGUCCAAAGCGCGUUCAACAUGACACAGAUCAGUUUCACAUAGGGAAAGAAGAUAUUGAAAAACAAGAAGAAGAAAAAGAAGAAAAAGAAGAACCGACUUCCCCUAAAUUCACAAAAUGUUGCGCUUUCUUUCUUAUUUUUUCACUUGCUUUUCUAAUGGCAGUGAAUACUAUGGACGACAUCAUUUAUGAAUCUGUACUUCCCUACAUAAAAGCGGAAUAUGGAAUGAACAACGUGCAUUCGAAAAUAAUAACUAUGAUGUUUAUUGCAAGCUGCGCAAUCUUUGCCCCGGUAUUCUUCUAUUUCUGGAAUACCUUCAGUGGGCUAAGAGUAUUAUUUGGCGCUAUUGCCUUAAUGAUUAUGUUCGGCGUUGGAAGUACUUAUGUUCCAAAGAAGGAAUUCUGGAUCUUUAUGUGCCUACGAAGCCUCUUGGACUCAGUCAAAGUUGACUAUAUGGCUUCUACUCCUGCACUGAUAGCAGACCUUUUUGAUGAUGACAUUAGAAUUGCAAUGCAGACCUUACUAUAUGUUCUGAACACUAUUGGAUGGUAA